Molecule: messenger RNA, 8692 nt
Organism: Oncorhynchus masou masou (cherry salmon)
Lineage: Eukaryota; Metazoa; Chordata; Actinopteri; Salmoniformes; Salmonidae
Product: tensin-2-like
Exons: 26
Coding region: 577-5511 (1644 amino acids)
Biological process (GO): peptidyl-tyrosine dephosphorylation
Cellular component (GO): focal adhesion
Molecular function (GO): protein tyrosine phosphatase activity; protein binding
Source: RefSeq, a predicted model, not a curated record
GGCAGGGUGAACAGCUAGUGAGAGGGUUGUAAGAGGAGAGGGGGAAUGAGAGAGAGAAGGGUGUUUCUUUGAAGGCGGAAAGUGGAGAAAGAGGGCAACCAGAGAAGAGUGUAAGUGCAGAGAGUGAAGGGUCCGUGCAUGCUGGGAGGGAAGGGACAACCGCUAGCGAGGGAGAGAGAAUGGUGUAAAAGUACAGGCUGACAGAAGAAAGAAGGGUGCAGGAACGGCAAGAGCGACGGCAGGAGGGUGCAAGAGAGCGGGCCCUGUGCUUUCUGAAAGAAGAGGGAGAGACGUGUGGUGAAGGAAAGACGGGGGGCUGGACUGACUGAAUGUUGUGACGGUUCCAGUCCUGGCUGAGUAGAGAGAGAGAAAGAUCAACUUGGACAGGGGUGUGAGGGCUCACGGGGAGGAAAGGGGUUUUGGGGUGUCAAAGAAGCAAGGAAGGACCCAGCUUCCCUGUACUAGCGUGAAAAGGAGGAAAAGAGUGAUUCCCUAUUGAAAAAAAAACGAGGGGAGAUCCGGACAACUGACUUGUGGAUCAAAUCUAAAAAAGGAGAAGACAGAACCAGAGGAUCAAUGGGGUGCAUUCACAGUAUCCAGCAUUGCAGCAGAAAGAGAUGCGCUCCGGAACCUGAGGGAUCCCCGAAAGUAGCAGUCCACAAUAUCCCCGUUGAAAUCCUACAGCUGGCUGAGCUUGGUAAAGGAGCCGUGUCCCAUGCGUUCACAGAGAAGAGCUGUAGGAAGAAACGACCAUGCGAAGUGUGUAGACAGACCAUCAACAUCCCUGGGGCUUUCUGUAAGGAGUGCAAGACAGCCGUUCAUAAAAAAUGUGACGCCAAGCAGGGGUCCACUAAGUCCCUGUCCCAUAAGAAGAGGAUCUUCCUUCCCAGGCGUAAGAGUGGGGAGUGUGCGAUGGAGAGAGUGAUGGCGAAGCACUAUGACUUUGACCUCACCUACAUCACUGAGAGGAUCAUCUCUGUUUUCUUCCUGCCCGAUCUGGAAGAACAAUGUUACCGUGGCAACUUACAGGAAGUGGCUGCCAUGCUCAAGUCCAAACACCAAGACAAGUUCCUGCUCUUAAACCUUUCUGAGAAGCGUCAUGACAUCACCAGACUCAACCCCAAGGUUGAAGACUUUGGUUGGCCAGACCUGCACGCCCCACCCCUGGACAAGAUCUGUGCCAUGUGUAAGGCCAUGGAGACCUGGCUCACCUCUGACCCCUGCAACGUGGUCGUCCUGCACUGCAAGGGAAACAAGGGGAGGACGGGGGUCAUCGUGGCGGCCUACAUGCACUACAGCAAGAUCUCCGCAGGAGUGGACCAGGCCCUGACCACUCUGGCCAUGAGGAAGUUCUGCGAAGACAAAGUGUCCUCCUCGCUGCAGCCCUCUCAAAACAGGUAUAUCUACUACUUUGGGGGUCUGUUGUCGGGGGUGAUCAGGAUGAACAGCAGACCUCUGUUCCUCCACCAGGUCCUCAUCCCCAGCCUGCCCAACUUCCAGGCAGCAGGAGGAGGUUACUAUCCUUUCCUGAAGAUCUACCAGUCUCUACAGCUGGUCUACACAUCAGGCAUCUACGACCCCCAGGGCUCCAGGGCGAGAAAGCUGUGUGUGACACUCGAGCCGGCGCUACUGCUGAAGGGGGACAUCGUGGUGAAGUGCUAUCACCGGCGGCCGCGUGGCUCAGAGAGGGAGGCCGUGUUCAGGCUGCAGUUCCACACCUGUACGGUGCACGGAGCUCAGCUGUGGUUCGGCAAGGGAGAGCUAGACCUGGCCUGCGCAGAUGACCGGUUCCCUCCAGAUGCCACAGUGGAGUGUAUCUUCUCCUACGGCCCAGAGAAAAUGAAAGGGCGAGAAUACCGUAAGAAUGACCCCUCUGUUACAGUGGACUACAGCACUUCAGACCCUGUGGUGCGUUGGGACUCAUAUGAGAACUUCAACCUUCACCACCAGGAUAGCAUUGAGGACAUCUCCCACACGCGGGGCCCCCUGGAUGGUAGUCUGUACGCCCAGGUGAAGAAGCGUCGGGGCCCGGGCUCUGUGGGUGCUUCUGGGGCCUCUCCCAACGGAUGCCCCCCAAGCAGCCCCACAAACAAGCCCCCUUCCCAGGCCCAGCCUCAAACCCAGAUCCUUUCCCUCAGCUCCGACUCGGGGCACUCCUCCACCUUCGAGGAACCCCCCCCUCGCCCCCUGCCCCGUCUGGAGAAAGAUAAGGAAGAGAUGGACUGUUUCCUGAGGAGGAUAGAGGGGGAAGGUGAAGAGAGGGAAUGGGUGAGGCAGAGGGACAGGGAGACGGCCAUUUUGGAUGACAGAGAGUCUGUGCCGGAUGGAGGGUCAAGGCGGGAGCAGCGGUCAUGUUGUGUUCAAGCUGGCCACGGUCCGAGAUGUCAGAGGUGUGGGGAGGCACCGGGUUGGGAGAGGGUGAGAGAGAGGGAGCCAUGCCUUGCAAAUGGACAUUACAUGGACCGCUGUAACAGAACCAAGGGGAAUCCAAAAAGCCGAACGCUUCCCGCCUUACCCUCCCAGCAGCCUGCGUCUCCUCACCCUCUCUCGCCCCACCUGGACUUGUGCCAUCGCCAUAGCGCCCAUCCCCUGCCCGAGUUGCCGUGGGAACCCCCCCCGCCCCCCUUACCCUGUCUCCAUCACCCCUGCUACCCCUACCCCGCCCCUGAACACGUCCACCCACACGCCCACACCCUCCCAGCCUCCAAUAGGGUCUUCUGCAGCGGGGAGGAAUGUCAGCUCUUUCAUUACCCCGCCCACGCCCCCCUUUCCCCUCGUGUCUCCCACCAAUCGCUGCCCUCCAGUCCAUAUAGGGAGAUGUUUUUCAGACCGUCGGCUCCUCCCCCUGGUGGCUGCCCAUGUCAGGACUGCACCUGCAGGCGAGGGCACCAAUCGGCUUCAGCCAGAGCCUUCCACCCGCUGCGCCCGGACCAACCACAGAGCCCACACUGGGCUCGAGGGAGGGACUCUGAGCUGUGGGACAGGGAGGCCGGGUUGAGGCGGGGGAGGGAAGGGCCUUCUCAGCUUUGGGAGGCGGAGAAUCUAUGGGAGGCGGAGCGAGAGGCAGAGAUUUGGCAGCGUUCAGUGGGAGGGAUGUCGUCCUAUAGAGGCCAUCACUCCCCUCUGGGUCAAGGUCACGACCCUUCUGUUUUCCUGCGAGGCCCUAACCUGCCUAGGUAUCCCAGCCCCCACCCCCUCCUGGACAGCCCCCGUGGCAGCAGUGGGUACCACACCCCUCAACCCCUCCUACACUCCUGCCCCUGCGAGCCCAACCAGCAGGUCUCUCCUUCGGAGAGCAACGGGAGCCGGGGGUACGCCUCAGGGUACCAGUCCGGGUCUGCCUCACCCCUGCCCCCUGGUGGCACAAACUCUGGUGCCUCCCCCUCGGAACCACCCAGCGACCGGCAGCAACAGACUGAUGGACACACUGGUGUGUCAGAGGUGGUGCAGAACAGUGUGGGUAUGGAGGACUCUUCUUCCCAGGGGUCAUUGGGGCAAGCAGAGAUUGAUGGACAGCCCGCUUGCCCCACCCCCUUAUCAGACUCUGAUCCAGACUACACAACUAUCACCAGCAGCCCUGCACACAGUGAAGACAGUGAGAAGAAGCCAGAUGAAGAGAAGAUGUGUGACCCCACCGAGGGUUCCACCCAGAGUCCUCCAGCAGGCCCCCAGGAGCCAAGUCAAGGGCCCCAGCUGAUAGAGUCCCUCAGUGUGGCCCCAAUGUCUGAAGCCUCAGCCUCCCACUCCACCACGCGGGAGCCUAACAGCAACAGUAGCACACCAGAAACCGAAUGGACACUGCCAAAUGGACACUCCACGACACCACCAACGUUGGUGGAGACACAAAACCAAGAUGACAUCUCUUCUUCUAAAGAGACAAUACAGAUGCCGAAUGAACGCGUAAACCCUACUGGCUCAAGGCAAGUGCACAUUGUAAGUGUACAUCCACCUCCAGCUACAGCUGAAGAUGGAGAAUUGAAGGUCGUAGAGAGUGAAACAAAGGGGUCUAGCGGAACUGAGAUGUCCACUCAGGCCGCCUCCGUCCCGAGCCCAAAGAAUUCCUUCGGCCCAGUCCAAGUGCAACUCAAUGGCACCGCUCUCCCUAGUGACUCCCUCCUGUCAGAAAAGGGCAGUGGCACAUCCCUGACCCCUUGUUCCAGCCCCAGCUCUGUCCCUCCCUCUCCGCACCUUUACAUUGGCUCCCCAGAGCGACGCCCCUCCCCUCAGCCCUCUCCAUUGGCCAUGGACCCAGCUGGGCGAAGACUGACCCAUGUGAGUGACAGUGACCCCAAACCCCCAUCGCCUGUCCCAGAUGGGUACAACACCCCAACCUUUCCCCUGGCGUCCUAUUACUACCCUCUACUCAACGUGCCACACGUCCCCUACACGGGCUACACCGCCGUCACCAUCCCCGCCGCCCAGCCCCCCCUCCCCGAAAAGAGGCGCCUGUCCUCCAUGCCAGGGUCCCCCAAUUGUUACGGCUCACAGUCUCUUCUCAGGGCCUCUCUGGGUGCCAUAGGACCCAUGGGGGUCUCUCCACAGUCCAGCCUCCUCCAGGUCACUUUCUCACCCUCGGUGGGGGAGCUGCCCCCAUCUGUCAGACGAGGACUGGCACACCCUGGUGUCAGAGAGGAGGUGGUGGAGAGUAGCAAGGUCAAUGCCAAGUUUGUCCAGGACAGCUCCAAGUUCUGGUACAAGCCUAGCAUCUCAAGAGACCAAGCCAUCGCUGUGUUGAAGGACAAGGAUCCAGGGUCCUUCCUUAUCCGGGACAGUAACUCCUUCCAAGGGGCCUACGGCCUGGCCCUCAAGGUGGCCAGCCAUCCUUCAAACAACGUCAACAACGCUUGCCUCGAUUCUCAGGCGCAGCUAGUCAGACAUUUCCUCAUAGAGACGGGCUCACGGGGGGUCAAGAUAAAGGGCUGUCAGAACGAGUCCUAUUUCGGAAGUUUAUCUGCCUUAGUGUACCAGCACUCCAUCACUCCUAUCUCCCUGCCAUGUGCCUUGUGCAUCCCAGAGAAAGAUCUGGUUGGAGAGCUGCAGGAGAUGCAUAGUGCCAGCAACACCAGUACUGCAGCAGACCUCCUCAAACAGGGUGCAGCCUGUAACGUACUCUACCUGAACUCCGUGGAGACAGAGUCACUGACCGGGCCUCAAGCUGUCUCCAAGGCGACCAGGUGCACUCUGACCCAGAGUCCUCGGCCCACAGCCACAGUGGUCCACUUCAAAGUGUCCACUCAGGGUAUCACGCUGACCGACAGCCAGAGAAGACUAUUUUUCAGGAGACACUACCCCAUCAACAGUGUGACCUUCAGCAGCGUGGAGCCUCAGGACCAGAGGUGGACUAAUUUUGAUAAGUCAAGCAAGGUGUUUGGUUUUGUGGCCAGGCGGACGGGCAGCGCAUCCGAGAACGUGUGUCACCUUUUCGCUGAGAUGGACCCGGAGCAGCCAGCUGUGGCCAUCGUCAACUUUAUCAACAAGGUCAUGCUGGGGCCCCAUCAGCAACGCAGAUGAGCUAGGGCCCCCCAGAGCAAGAGCCACAACAGGGGAUAACCGUGUGUGGGUCACAGUGUGUAAAUUGGUGGGCGAUAAUGGUUGGGUAUGUGUUUCUGCAAAUUUGUCGAUGUGUUUGUGUACACAAAUUGGUGAGUGUGUGUACGAAGUGGUGGGUAUGGGUCAGCAAAUUGGUGUGUGUUUGUGUGUGUUCAUGAUUGAAGAUAGCUGUCCAUUGGUCCAGGAGAGGAACAGGAUUGGACAUGCAUCAUGUCCAUCAAGACGGUAUGUUAGAGAGUAUAUUUUGAGGUGAUACAGAGUUAAGCUUGUCCUCUACAGUUAAGUGAGUCGAUUAACACCACCUCUACCGGGUGAGCUUUAUAUAUAUUAUUUUGGGGGGUCCAUUCAGUUACUGUUUGCCAUCACCUUUCAUUUAAUCAUGUUUGUAUGACUAUGAAGUAUGUGUAAUUUUAAAUAGGCAAGCCUUAUAAAAAAGCCUGUACAAUGUCAAUGACCACCCAGUUUGCACACAAGCAGAUUUGGAAGAUCACUUUUUAUUGGUCAGUAUUAUGUUACCCAAUUUCUGUAUAGUCAACCUCUUUGACGAGUUGGACAAAGCCGCACAGAAGUUGGUUAUAGUAAAUGUGUGAGUGUAAUGGAAUGUCAGAAAUGGAAUCGGAGUCAUUUUUAUUGUGUUUAUAGUUGAACUGGAAUGGCAACAUAUCCUGGGUUGUGUUCAUUAUGUAUUGAAACAAAGGAUAACCUGGACUUACUCAUUUUCAUUUUCUGUUACGAAACCUUUUUAAAAUGUUUUCCCUUGCGUGCCCUAAUGAACAUGACCAUGGUCUUUAUUAUGUGUUUUUUCUAUCAUGCCAGUACUGAGGUGGUUACAUUGGGCUGGCAUGCCAAAGAGAGGAAAAGCAAGUGAUCCCAUGGAGAGGAAUAUGAAGAGAGCUAUUUGAAGAGAUGAUUAAAUGCUAUAUUGAUAUGAUGAACUCUGAUGUUUUUAAAUUACAAGUUUAAAUUUACACACCAUAUCCCAAAGAAUAUUUUCCAAACCAUAGAAGAACUUUCCUACACUAUGUUUGUAUUUAUUUAACAAUGGUGCGUUAUGCACUUCAAUGUAGUGAUUAAUAAAUGUGAGCAUUGCUCACCAUGUCCAAAGUGAUAUGGGCCUUGCAUUAAGAAUCAGAAAAUACUCUUAUUUUCCCCCCUAAAAUGUAUUUUUCAAACAUCUAAAUACACUGCUCAAAAAAAUAAAAGUGUUUAAAAAUAAACACUAACAUAACACAUCCUAGACCUGAAUGAAUAAAAUAUUCUUAUUAAAUACUUUUUUCUUUACAUAGUUGAAUGUGCUGACAACAAAAUCACACAACUUUGAUGUAAUGUCCUUAAAACAAGUCAUGAGGCUCAGUAGUGUGUGUGGCCUCCAUGUGCCUGCAUGACCUCCCUACAAUGCCUGGGCAUGCUCCUGCUGAGGUGGCGGAUGGUCUCCUGAGGGAUCUCCUCCCAGACCUGGACUAAAGCAUCCGCCAACUCCUGGACAGUCUGUGGUGCAACGUGGCGUUGGUGGAUGGAGCGAGACAUGAUGUCCCAGAUGUGCUCAAUUGGAUUUAGGUCUGGUGAACGGGCGGGCCAGUCCAUAGCAUCAAUGCUUACUCUUGCAGGAACUGCUGACACACUCCAGCCACAUAAGGUCUAGCAUUGUCUUGCAGUAGAAGGAACCCAGGGCCAACCACACCAGCAUAUGGUCUCACAAGGGGUCUGAGGAUCUCAUCCCGGUACCUAAUGGCAGUCAGGCUACCUCUGGCACGCACAUGGAGGGCUGUGCGGCCCCCCAAAGAAAUGCCACCCCACACCAUGACUGACCCACCGCCACACCGGUCAUGCUGGAGGAUGUUGCAGGCAGCAGAACGUUCUCCAUGGCGUCUCCAGACUGUCACGUCUGUCACAUGUGCUCAGUGUGAACCUGCUUUCAUCUGUGAAGAGCACAGGGCGCCAGUGGCGAAUUUGCAUAUCUUGGUGUUCUCUGGCAAAUGCCAAACGUUCUGCACGGUGUUGGGCUGUAAGCACAACCCCCACCUGUGGACGUUGGACCCUCAUGGAGUCUGUUUCUGACCGUUUGAGCAGACACAUGCACAUUUGUGGCCUGCUGGAGGUAAUUUUGCAGGGCUCUGGCAGUGCUCCUCCUUGCACAAAGGCGGAGGUAGCGGUCCUGCUGCUGGGUUGUUGCCCUCCUACGGCCUCCUCCACGGCUCCUGAUGUACUGGCCUGUCUCCUAGUCGUGCCUCCAUGCUCUGGACACUACGCUGACGGACACAGCAAACCUUCUUGCCACAUCUCGCAUUGAUGUGCCAUCCUGGAUGAGCUGCACUACCUGAGCCACUUGUGUAGGUUGUAGACUCCGUCUCAUGCUACCACUAGAGUCAAAGCACCGCCAGCAUUCAAAAGUGACCAAAACAUCAGCCAGGAAGCAUAGGAACUGAGAAGUGGUCUGUGAUCCCCACCAGCAGAACCACUCCUUUAUUGGGGGUGUCUUGCUAAUUGCCUAUAAUUUCCACCUGUUGUCUAUUCCAUUUGCACAACAGAAUGUGAAAUUUAGUGUCAAUCAGUGUUGCUUCCUAAUUGGACAGUUUGAUUUCACAGAAGUGUGAUUGACUUGGAGUUACAUUGUGUUUCUUAAAUGUUGCCUUUGUUUUUUUGAGCAGUGUAUAUUUAAUACUGUAUGUAAACUAAAUCAACCUGCCAGUGAACCUUGCAGUCAACUGUAACUUAAGAUGAGUCGUAGCUGAACAUCCUACAGCAAGAUAAAAGAAAACCAUGACAGAAUAGAUUGAACUAGAUAUUAUCUUGGGCCACAUGUUUUAUGAUCCAAUUUCCUGGACCUGCAAUUUGCUUUGUAUUAAACCAAACAUACUGUAAUAGCCAAAUAUAACGCUGAAGCCAUAGACAACCAAGCACUCAUAUUUUGUUUUGUAAAGGAAUAUUUUAUUAUUGAGGUUUGAUUCCUGUAUACUUUUUUUGUGCCGUUUUGUUAUCGAGUGUUUUACAUGACAAUUGUUGCAGUAUUUAGAUUAAUGAUUUAUUGUUUGUAUUUUUCAUAUGGAGUUUAUGAUAUAUUUUCAGUCUCUGAUAAAGUUUAUAACAAAGCAGUAUAAGAAAAACAUUGAUAUUUUAAACUGAAAAUGUAGUAAAUAAAGGG